CGCCAAAGCCUUGAUGGUGGCUUUUAGGCCAAAAUGGGCACCGGAACCUCCAUGGUAAGGCGAGUCCUCGCAGUGCCAGAAAUUACCAUAUAUGCUUACUGCGAAGCCAAAGUGUGGGACCACAUUCGUGUAGCGCGCGGGAAAGAUCCCCUUGUGCCAAGUGUAGUUGACUUCCCGAAUGUUGGAGAAUUCUUGCAAGCAGCAGACGAGAUCAUCAAUGAAUAGAGUAGCGUCCGGCUUAUUAUAGGACCAAUGUCGUUCCAGAAACUCACCGUUGCGAAGCUCAUCAACUACACAGUCGGGUUUUCAAGUGAAGAUGCUAGGAAACCAAGAUUGAUCCUCUCGUUGGAUCCGACCCAGCUCUUCACGAUGAUCUUUCUCCAACUCUUCCUCCUCUGGUUCCUCGUCGGGUCUAUAGAUGAAGGAAUACCACUUCGACGUGACGAAGUAGCCAACCGUAAGCCUUGCUACUCACGGCAACAAUCUUGCACAACUGGACACUUCUCUCAAGUUCUCGUAGCUUUCGCGAGAUCGAAUGUUCAAAAAGGGUGUGACCACAACGUGUCCGAACGCUCUCCAGGACAAGUCACAAAAGUGGCGGCACACCAGCCUUAGCUGUCGAACCCGAGCCGCUAGGCUCACACCAUCUCUUAGCUUUUGGUGACAGCGAAAACGCGGUUCGCAAUCGAUAAAUUCUCAGAACCAUG
This is a messenger RNA of Macroventuria anomochaeta, 707 nucleotides long. RefSeq lists its product as uncharacterized. Lineage: Eukaryota; Fungi; Ascomycota; Dothideomycetes; Pleosporales; Didymellaceae. The transcript has a single exon. The record is from RefSeq and is a predicted model, not a curated record. The coding region runs from base 253 to 615 and encodes 120 amino acids.